UCUCUUCUCAGACCUAGGAACAGAGCAAUGUUGACCAUGAAGAGCUUGCCGAACUUCGGCACUUCCCUAUCUAAUUAUCAAAGCCAUAAAAAUAGGGCAAGCUUCGCGGAAUCUCCGAAUUGUUUCAUUUUAUCCGGACAAUCUUCACGACCAUAUCUGUCCUAUUCAAAUUCCGAUGUUUCUUGUACAAGUGCUGGCCCUUCUGCCUUGCUUGUGAAGACCACAGAUGCCACGAAUAUGGAUGUAAAUGCCGAAAUUUGUGAAUUCUGUAAAGUGGGUAAUCUUAAAAGUGCCGUAGAUUUACUCGUCCGGUCAGAAAAAUCCGAGCUUGAAUUGGAGACUUAUUGUUCUAUCUUGCAGCUGUGUGCUGAGCGAAAGUCUUUGCAUGAUGGUAAACGGGUUCAUUCGAUUAUCACUUCCAAUGGCAUUGUAAUUGAAGGGAUUUUAGGUGCAAAACUAGUUUUCAUGUAUGUAAAUUGUGGAGAUUUAAGAGAAGGGAGACGGAUCUUCGAUCAGAUCCUGAAUGAUAAGGUUUUUCUGUGGAACCUUAUGAUGUAUGAAUAUGCAAAAAUUGGCAAACAUCGGGAGAGUAUAUAUCUGUUCAAGAAAAUGCAAAACCUGUGCAUCGAAGGAAAUUCUCAUACAUUUUCGUGUCUUAUGAAGUGUUUUGCUGCUUUGGGGCAGGUAGGAAACUGUGAAACGGCGCAUGGCUAUGUUUAUAAGUUGGGCCUUGGUUCUCAUAAUAUUGUGGCCAACUCUCUUAUUGCCGCUUACUUUAAAUGCGGGGGAGUUGAGAGUGCAUACAAGUUGUUUGAUGAAUUGGGCGAUCGGGAUGUUAUCUCGUGGAACUCUAUGAUAAGUGGAUAUGUUCAGAAUGGUUUGUCCGAAAAUGGGAUUGAGGUUUUCAUUCAGAUGCUGAUUUCAAGGGUUAAAGCAGAUUUGGCUACAUUGGUUAACGUUCUAGUAGCUUGUGCCAAUAUUGGGAAACUUCCAUUGGGUAGGGCACUUCAUGGUUACGGAGUAAAAUCAUGUUAUAGUAACGAAAUCAUGUUUAGCAAUACUUUGCUUGACAUGUAUUCAAAAUGUGGUGAUUUAGAUGAUGCCAUCCAAGUUUUCAAAAAGAUAAGUGAAAAAACGGUCGUCUCUUGGACUUCAAUGAUAACUGCUUAUGUGCGAGGAGGCUUAUAUGAUGAUGCAAUUCAGAUAUACAUGGAAAUGGAAAGCGAACAUGUUAAGCCAGAUAGUUAUACUUUGACAAGCAUUCUUCAUGCUUGUGCUUGUAGCAGCUCAUUAGAAAAAGGUAGGGAAGUACACAAUUACAUCAGAAAGAACAUGGGCUUGGACCUCUCUCUCUCUAAUGCUCUAAUGGAUAUGUAUGCAAAAUGUGGAAGCAUGGAAGAAGCUCAUUUGGUUUUUUCUGAAAUUCCGGUUAAGGACAUUGUUUCAUGGAACACCAUGAUUGGAGGUUAUUCAAAAAAUAGUCUUCCCAAUGAAGCUCUUAGACUUUUUGCUGAGAUGCAAUCAGAAUCAAAACCUGAUAGCAUUACGAUGGCUUGUGUCCUUCCAGCUUGUGGAAGCCUAGCAGCUCUAGAGAGAGGCAAAGAGAUUCACGGGAACGUGUUGCGAAAUGGAUAUUCUUCUGAUCCUCAUGUUUCCAAUGCACUUCUCGAUAUGUAUGCAAAGUGUGGGUCGCUGGUUCUUGCACAGUUACUCUUUGAUAAGAUUCCUAUAAAGGAUCUGAUAUCGUGGACUGUAAUGAUUGCCGGCUAUGGCAUGCAUGGGUUUGGAAAUGAAGCAAUUGCCACCUUUAAAGAGAUGAGGAGUUCAGGUAUUGAACCUGAUGAGAUCUCCUUCACUUCCAUAUUAUAUGCUUGUAGUCAUUCUGGAUUACUAAAUGAAGGGUGGAAAUUUUUUAAUUCCAUGAAAAGUGAGUGCAAUAUUGAGCCCAAGUUGGAACACUAUGCAUGUAUGGUGGAUCUUCUUGCUCGUACAGGAAAACUAUCCGAAGCCUACAAGUUCAUUGAGAAAAUGCCAAUUAAACCAGACGCUACUAUUUGGGGUGCUCUGCUUUGCGGAUGCAGGAUUCAUCUUGAUGUGGAUCUAGCAGAAAAAGCUGCAGAGCGUGUUUUUGAGCUAGAACCAGAGAACACGGGAUAUUAUGUUCUUCUAGCUAACAUCUAUGCAGAGGCCAAAAAAUGGGAAAAAGUGAAAAAUUUAAGGGAGAGGAUUGGUAAGAAGGGGCUAAAAAAGAGCCCAGGGUGUAGUUGGAUAGAGAUCAAGGGCAAAUUUAUUAUCUUUGUUGCUGGGGAUGCUUCACACCCUCAAGCCAAAAGGAUAGACUCAUUGCUGAAGAAACUCAGAAUAAAAAUGAAGAAUGAAGGGUAUUCUCCAAAUAUGAAGUAUGCCUUGAUAAAUGCAAAUGAAAUGGAGAAAGAAGUGGCUCUAUGUGGACACAGUGAGAAAUUAGCUAUCGCUUUUGGUAUAUUAAAUUUACCACCUGGAAGGACAAUUAGGGUUACUAAGAAUCUACGAGUUUGUGGUGACUGCCAUGAGAUGGCCAAGUUCAUGUCCAAGACAACCAAGAGGGAGAUUGUCUUAAGAGAUUCUAAUCGGUUUCACCAUUUUAAAGAAGGAAUCUGUUCCUGCAGAGGUUUCUGGUGAAUCAUCAGAGACAUUCAAUCAAUUUAGCUGAGUUACAAUGUCACUUGACUGAGAUAAGGAUGGCCACCCAUGUGCAGAAUAAGAGGCAUGUUCCAUGCCCUAUCGUUUAGGUAUGAGGAAUAUACUCUGUUCUGCCAAUCACGAACGACCCAUCCAACAUCCACCGGAAACGGCCUCUUCUGCAGAAUAACAGUGGAGGGGCGUUAUAAUUUAUGGAAAGUGUCAGUUCGCCUUGAGAUUCUGAUGUCCAUUUCUGGUACGUGACUAUGUUUAUCAAUCUUUAUAGGGGAAUCAAAUUAAACACGGUUAAACAAAUGCUAUUGCAAUGCUGGGAAAUUGCAAUUUAGCAUUGCUCCUCGAGUUUGAAAGAGCGUUAUAGUAGCAAGUGGAAGCCACGCAGGAGCUUCACUAAAUGAUCCACCUACUUUGUGUAUUUCAAGGGCAUCUUAUGUGCACAACGCUAAACAUUAUAAACACUUCACGUCCCUCUUCA
Neltuma alba is the source of this 3154-nucleotide messenger RNA. RefSeq names its product pentatricopeptide repeat-containing protein DOT4, chloroplastic. The transcript has a single exon. The record is from RefSeq and is a predicted model, not a curated record. Gene Ontology annotation, biological process: RNA modification. The coding region runs from base 28 to 2661 and encodes 877 amino acids. Gene Ontology annotation, molecular function: RNA binding; protein binding; zinc ion binding. NCBI's taxonomy places the organism in Eukaryota, Viridiplantae, Streptophyta, Magnoliopsida, Fabales, Fabaceae.